AUUUCCAUAUAAAAAUAAGGGCGUUGCUGGAUGUAAAGUCAGAAUAGAAUCUGGGUUCGAACAAUCAACACAGCUUAGUUUUCUGCAAAAUACAAAACGACAACAUGAAAUUCCUUGGCGCUGUUUUGUCCACCUUGGCCUUAGCCUUGGGUGUCCAAUCUUCAGUACUUCCAGUGUUCACAGAAGUUGCUGGCGGAGGCCUAUCCUACACUGCAGUCUCUUCUCCUGUCCUGCCUUCCCCUUGGGCCGCAUGGCCACAUGCUGCUGUUGCCGUUCAUGCCGCUGUACCUAGUGUCGCUGUGCAUGCUCCAGUCGCUGUACCCGCUCCCGCACCCGUUGUUGUUCCUGCUGUUCAAGGCUCGUAUGUGGCUCAAACUCGUGGGGCCGUACAUACCGCACCUUUAGCUGGUCACGUCAACUCUGUGGCUAAUGUUAAUUUAGCUCCUGCUCCCGGAACUCUCUAAAGUGUUGUGUUCGAGACCAUUGGAUUAUUCUUUGGAAUUUACUGCAGGGUACACUUAGCAACUUAGUUCAAACUGUCAGCAACCUUCAUACUACCAUAGUUAAUUAUGCACGAACUGUUUCCAUUAUCACAUAUUUAAGAAUUUUGUUCGCCAUUCCUUAUGAUUUCAUCUACUUUCUGCUGUCAUUACUAGUUUCUUUUCCUGUGAAUAAAGCAAUUACUGUCAAAAGUAAAUAAAAUACUAAAAUAUA
This is a messenger RNA of Stomoxys calcitrans (stable fly), 714 nucleotides long. Its product is annotated as adult cuticle protein 1. The record is from RefSeq and is a predicted model, not a curated record. Bases 105 to 464 code for a protein of 119 amino acids. The transcript is spliced from 2 exons. Lineage: Eukaryota; Metazoa; Arthropoda; Insecta; Diptera; Muscidae.